Messenger RNA from Aureobasidium pullulans EXF-150, 2166 nucleotides. Its product is annotated as putative signal recognition particle protein. Gene Ontology annotation, biological process: SRP-dependent cotranslational protein targeting to membrane. Gene Ontology annotation, molecular function: protein binding; 7S RNA binding; ribosome binding. The transcript has 3 exons. NCBI's taxonomy places the organism in Eukaryota, Fungi, Ascomycota, Dothideomycetes, Dothideales, Saccotheciaceae. Gene Ontology annotation, cellular component: signal recognition particle, endoplasmic reticulum targeting. The record is from RefSeq and is a predicted model, not a curated record. Bases 103 to 2076 code for a protein of 657 amino acids.
GAUCGAAGUGGUGGAAGUGGGAGUCUCGCUGUCUCGAUGCGACAUCCGACAUGACAAGUGGUGAACGACAAGGACCAUCACACGACUACAUCUAAACACACAAUGGCAGCAACGUUAGCGUCGCUGCUGGGCCAGGCCUCCAUCACCGACCACCAUCAAGUGCUCAGCGCAUGCGAAGCCGCUCUUUCCAAAUCAAAGAACGACGUCCAAGCCCAACAGGUCAAGAUUGUCGCGCUACUGAACCUGGACCGCUUCCAAGAUGCCAUUGCUGCUGUAGAGGCUGGUGGAGAGGAGAUCAAGCAAAAGGCGCGCCUGGAGUAUGCCUAUGCGCUGUACAAGAACGGUCAACCCGGCAAGGCUGCAGAAGUCGCCAGACAAGACGCCAGCGAGUCUGACAGAGGUUUGAGACAUGUGGAAGCCCAAGCCAGCUACAGACACCAGGACUUUGAGCGAGCAGCCGAGCUAUACCGCAAGCUUUCAGCGCAGAGAGGAGCAGUUCACAAUGAAGACAUGGAUCUACGCAUCAACACAGGCGCCACAUAUGCUCAACUCGAAUGGGCGGGUCGCGCAUCGGCAGACGCUCCCCAGAAGCCAGCAAGAGAGGACAUGGAGGCAUUUGAGACAGCAUACAACGCUGCAUGUCAGAGCAUUGCGCGUGACGAGCUUGGCCAGGCCGAAGUUCUGCUGAGAAGAGCAAAGGAGUUGUGCGAGGCUUCGGAAAUGGAUCAGGAAGAGAAGGAUGCCGAGAUUGUGCCCAUUUCCAUCCAGCAGCUCUAUGUCUUGAUCCGUCAAGGCAGGCUGGAAGAUGCUCAAUCGCUCGCUGCCACCAUCGACUCCAAGAACGUCCACGCCUUCCACGAUUCGUCAACGCAAUUCAUCGCUCAAACAAACACAGCAGCCACUUCUACAGAAGCCAGCAACCCCUACCUGACACAUCGCACCCUCUACAAGGACCCUUCGAGCAUUCUCCCCGACAAGCCUUUCACUUACCAGAGCGCCGCCAUCCAACGAAACAACUACACUCUCGAUCUGCUCGCCAACAAGUACGACGGCAUCAUCAGAUCUACCGCAAACCUUGCCGCUAAGCCCACCCUCGACUCUGCCACAAACUCCCUUUCUGCAUUUGGCGCUGCCGCUCAUGCCCGUAAUCAGGCCGGCAAGGACGCCUUGAAGACUGUUUUGCCAGUGCUGGAACGCAAGCCUAAUGACAUUGGCCUCCUGCUCGUGUGCACACAACUCUACAUCACCAUCUCCAACCCUGCCGCCGCAAUCUCGUUGCUCGAGAACUUCUUCGCUCGCCUUUCCUCAUCCUCCGAGGCUUCAGCACAAGAUGUUCGUUACGCACCUGGUCUGAUCGGCGUCUUGGUUUCCCUCUAUACCUCCCGCGGUCAACUCAGCCACGCACGAUCGGAACUAGCAAAGGCAGCAAGAUACUGGCGUCAACAUUCCAAUCCUCCGAUUUCAGCAAGAUCUUCGGGCCAUCUCUACAAGUCAGCCGGCGCAUUGUUGCUUGACUCCUCCGUACCAGCUGACCAACAACUUGCCGCCGAACUCUUUACCUUCUUGCACGAAAAAGACGCUUCAGACCGCUACGCAGCCGCCGGUCUUGUUGCCGCUCUCGCCCGCGCAAACCCCUCCGCCAUUGAUGCCGAAAAGCUGUCCACCCUGACACCAUUAGACCGCCUCAUCUCAAGCAUCGACGUCUCCGCCCUCGAAUCCGCCGGCGUCGCAAAAUCCACACCCACCGUCACCUCCACAUCCACGAAACGCGCAGCCCCUGAUCCAACACCCACCACCAAGCCCAAAGCGAAGAAACUCAAGAAGAGCAAAACGCCAAAGGACUUUGACCCGAGCAAGAAGAUGGAUCCGGAGAGAUGGUUGCCUAUCAAGGAUAGGAGCUCGUAUAGACCAAAGGGUAAGAAGGGAAAAGCUAGACAGGCUAUGUUUAUGCAGGGAGGUGCUGUUGCUGAGGACAGCGGUGCUGGGUCUGGGGCCAGUACGCCUGCUGCUCAGGUUGUGGAAGCCAAAGGUGGUAAGAGUAAGGGAAAGAAGAAGGGCAAGGGUGGGAAGUGGUAGAUAUGACUUCUGCAUGUUUUGAGAAAGAGUAAAAAACGGAAAGCAAGCGAAGAAAAACAGAUUCAAAAGGGGGGCCUUUAGAGAACAUGU